AUGAAUACGGACAACUGGAAGCAGCGGUUUCGCAUGGCAGUCAUCAAGGGAAGUCCUUUGGCAGGCGCAUGUUCUUUGGACGUCAUAGAUGAUUGGCUUAGUCGUGCCGCUGUUGCCUACAAGGCCGACACCCGUUUUGAGAAGUUUGCUCGGAUGGCCACUGCGUCGUCAUCCAGCAUGCAAGGCAGUGGGCUGCCCAUCCCUGGCACGCCUUCACCAGAACAGCCGUUGCAGUCUGAGCGUGUGCAACCGCCCCUGGCCGUGACUGAGCUGGCCCGUGGGCUGGGUGGCGUCUUGCGCCUUUGCAUUCGGCGCCUUCUAGAGCUGCUGUUUUACAUCUUGGACCAGUUGCUUGAGGAGGCUUUGCAUCAGGCUACCGCCACUGUCUAUGUUCUGUUCGCAGCGGACCAAAGCAUGUGUCCUGCUCAGCUCACGGCGCCUCUUCUGUCACAGCUGCUCUUGGUCGUGUGA
Messenger RNA from Symbiodinium sp. CCMP2592, 471 nucleotides. The record is from the annotation of a GenBank genome assembly. NCBI's taxonomy places the organism in Eukaryota, Dinophyceae, Suessiales, Symbiodiniaceae.